AUGACGUUGACAACCACUUCGAUGCUCAGGUCAACUAGUAUUCCAGUCAAACCCGUACCCCCUUCACAACAGUUCGAACCCGAACCCACCUCAUCCACUUCUACGAAUACAGUGACGUCACGAAGAUCAUCGGGUGGCGGUAGUGGCCAAGGGCUGGCCAGCAAAAAACCGCCCAACAUGCAUAUUAAUAUACCAGCAGAUGAAGGCGCCGAGCGGAUACCCCUAUGCGAGCAGCAUUCGCCUCUGGCACUUUAUGAGAUUUGCAAACAACUCCAUCCACCUGAAUAG
Messenger RNA from Caenorhabditis briggsae, 288 nucleotides. Lineage: Eukaryota; Metazoa; Nematoda; Chromadorea; Rhabditida; Rhabditidae. The transcript is spliced from 3 exons. The record is from RefSeq and is a predicted model, not a curated record. The coding region runs from base 1 to 288 and encodes 95 amino acids.